AAUUGUUUGCUAUGUAACCAAGCUACAGGAAGUUAAACUUUCACCUCUUUGCAUAAUAUUGCAUAUAAUAUAGACUGUUUUUAUAGUUGAGAAGAAACCGUCAAAUACACCUAUAUUUUUGAUCAAACGUAUUACUGAAACAGAUUUUGAAGUGAAGUAUAUAAACAAAACAGAAAUUAAACCGUCAUUAUAAUAUUAACCAUGAAGAGUGGAAGUGGUAGAGCUACACCAGCUGACGAUACUACACAUUCUAAAAGUAAUCGUGAUCGUUAUAGAAGUCCAAGUGGAUAUAAACGAGUAUCAUCCCAUGAUCGAUUACAAGAUAAAAGUUUUGAUGAACCAUCUGGUGUUAUCUCAUCAACUGUAUCUGUUAAAGAUGACCAUCAGAGUACAUUGAAUAUAUUUACAGAAAAUAAACUUUUACCUGAUUGUUUUCCAAUAUUUUUAUCAAAACCAACACAACAAAUAUUUAAUAUUGUAACAGAUGAACAAAUUACAAAACAAUCACCAACAAUUUUAAUUAGUAAAUUAGAUAUUUUAAAAGAUUUACAAUUACGUGCAGCUGUAUCUGAUUUCAGUGUACAAAAAGCCGCUAUUCAAAAUUAUCCCGGUACUGAUAUUUUACUCAUUUAUGAUGCUGAUUAUCAAUUUGGUCAAAAUUUUAUUAUUGUUCUAUCUGAAGACAGUAAAACGCUUAUAUUGAAUCCAGUGAAACAAACAUUAAAUGUUCAAGUAGAAGAGGCUGAUGUAGAAGACGAAGAAGUCAAUGAAGAAGAUGAAAUGGAAGAAGCUAGUGAUUCAGUUGUAUUAUUUAAAUCAAAAUCAAAAACCGGUUGGAUUGAUCUUGGUUCAGAAAAAGAACUCGCCGAAAUGAAUGCUAUAGAAACACGUCCAAAAGUUUAUACUAUAUUUCAACGACCACGUCGUGAAUUUGGCAGCCCAUUGAAUCUACAGGAUGAAAAUGCUACACAGAAAGGUGCUUCUGAACGUAUCAGCCUGCAUGAAGAUAAAACAUUCAAUGUGCCUAUAUUAGAAUUAGAUAAAUCCGUAACCAAUGCAGAGACUACAUGUGAUAAAGGCACUAAUACAGAUUGGAAAUAUCCACGAAAUGCAUUCACUCAGUAUACACCAAGAAUAUUUACAGGAGAUGAAUUACAAGCCUUUUAUACAACACAUAAUACUGCCUUAUGUAAUAUAUCGAAAUUAUAUUCAAUAUUUGAACAAGGUUUAUUACAAAAUGCAAUGUAUAACUUCUUAUCAAAUGAUUAUGAGAAUCUGGCAUACGGUGAUGAAACAUACGAUACAAAAGCAGAUAGUACAUUUAAAGAAUUCUUAUCUUUUACUGAUUUAAAAUAUAGUAAAGAUAAAGCGAUAACUAUGAUCCAAUGGCAUCCAACUAUAAAGGGUAUUGUGGCUACAUCAGUUGGUGAACGGCUGAUCUAUGAUCAACGUGUUGACCAGUCAUCACGUAUCCUACUACAACCAACACAUAUUAUUCUAUGGAGUUUUAGUGAUCCUUUAAAGCCUCAGCUAUUACUCAAUGCACCUGAUGAUAUAAUCUGUUUCCAGUUUAAUCCAACCAAUCCAAAUUAUAUAGCUGGUGGUUGUGUCAAUGGACAAGUUGUUCUCUGGGAUAUUGAAAAGCAUGUUGAUGAUUUAAUCAAUGUUAAAAUGAAGUUGAAAGGUAAAAAUAAAAUGCCAUUGUUUGUAUUCGAUGAAAAUGAAUUGAAUAGAGUGCCUACAUCAUUUUACUCAGCGUUAAGUAAUAUUGAAUCAUCGCAUAGUAGCUCGCCUAUAAUGGAUAUAAAAUGGAUACCAGAUCAUUUAGAAAUUAAUCGAUUAGGUUAUUGUUUUGAAAAUUCAGUACAAAAAUGUAUACAAUUGAUGACAUGUGGUUUAAAUGGUGAAAUUUUAUUAUGGGAUAUAAGACCGGAUAAAUCUCCAUUGGCUAUUGAUAAAACAAGUGAUAUGAUUAGACCAGCUAUGAAUGUUCCAGUGACAUUUUCACCAUUAGAUAUGAAAUGGAAACCGUUAUUAAGAAUUCAUUUAUUUAAAACUGAUCCAGUUAGUGUUUAUGCACCAAUUAAAUUUUCUAUUCGAGAAAUGCAAGGCGAUCGUAGGAUACUACAAUCCUUGAAUAAAGAUAAAAAUAUCAAUGUUGUAGAUAGUACAACAAAACUACGUUCUUUACCGAAUGCAGACACGCAUAUCUUUGCUGGAACAGAUGAUGGUGAUAUUGUCUAUGUUGAUUGGAUGCCGCAUAAAGAUCAAGACACAGGGAAAAUGCAAACACCUAAACCAGAAUUUUGUGCUUCACGACAUGAUGGUCCAAUUAGCUUUCUUGAACGAUCACCAUUUGAUGCAACUUUGAUAUUGGCUAUCGGUGGAUGGUUAUGGACAAUAUGGAAAGAAGGUGUUACAAGUGGACCGAUUAUAGAAUCUGGUCAUGCAGUUAAGCCAUUAACAGGUGGAAGUUGGUCACCAACACGCCCAUCUGUAUUUUAUGUUUGUCGUGCAGAUGGUAGUUUAGAAGUAUGGGAUUUACUUGAUAAAACACAUGAACCUACAAUGAUUCAAUCUGUUUCCUCGAAUGCGUUAACAGCUGUAGCAUUAUGGGAUACACCUAAACGUCAAUUUAUAGCGACUGGUGAUACUCAAGGUUCUUUACAAAUAUUUAUUGUACCUCGACGUCUCAAGACUGCAUUACAGUUUGAAUUAAAAAAUUUCAGUGAAUAUAUUUCACGUGAAGUGAAAAGAAGAGAAUUUGUUAUAAUGCGUUGGAAUUUAAGAGAACAAGAAAGAAUCGAGCAAGAGGCUGAAAAUAAACGAAAGGCCGGUGUAGCUCCAGCUGUUGUCUUGACCGAAGAGGAAAUUAUUCAAAAAGAAAAGUUGGAGUAUGAAAAAUAUCUUUCAGAAGAACAUGCCUUCCUAAGAUCCUUAGGAUUAAUAGAAGAGAAUAGCGAUUCAGUCACUUAAAAGUUCAAAGACACGAAUUAGAUCCAAGUAUAAACAAAACAUAUAACAAUGUAAUUUCAAUAACAAUAUCUUCGAUGAUGAUGUAUAAAUGCAUGUCUUCCAAAUAAAUACUUCUAAAACCAAAGAAACGAGAAAUACUGCUUUCAUAGUUGUAUAUAGAAGAGUUGUAUUUUAAUUUCAAAAUUUUAUUACGAUUAUUCCAUCAUUAUUUCUAAUCAUAUAUAUACAUAUAUAUAGGUGGACAGAUUUACAAACAGCUUCUGUGUAUUAAAAUGUUAACCUUUAAAUUAG
This is a messenger RNA of Trichobilharzia szidati, 3267 nucleotides long. The record is from the annotation of a GenBank genome assembly. NCBI's taxonomy places the organism in Eukaryota, Metazoa, Platyhelminthes, Trematoda, Strigeidida, Schistosomatidae.